Pyrus x bretschneideri (Chinese white pear) is the source of this 1000-nucleotide messenger RNA. RefSeq names its product putative calcium-binding protein CML19. Bases 278 to 700 code for a protein of 140 amino acids. NCBI's taxonomy places the organism in Eukaryota, Viridiplantae, Streptophyta, Magnoliopsida, Rosales, Rosaceae. The transcript has a single exon. The record is from RefSeq and is a predicted model, not a curated record. Gene Ontology annotation, molecular function: calcium ion binding.
CAUUUUUUAUUUUUAUAUAUAUUUUCCUCCUUUGUUGAAUGUUUCAUUUCAUGCAUUAAUGUCCAGAAAACUCACAGCAACUUCUGCCCAUGACAUAGAACAUGGCAAUAAGUCGGUCCAGAAAUGAUAUAUAUAUGCCUACACGGCUGCAAUAAUAUUGUUCCACUGCAAGCGAAUUCAGUUAGGUUUUUCGUAACUUUAUGUAUAAUUAAUCGUUUAGCGCAUAUAUCUUUGCAUCUGAGGUCUUGUGUUUGAACCCUUUAGAUAUCACUUGUGAAUGGAAAGUGACAAAGGAUAUGAACGUGUUUUCAGAUACUUUGACGAAGAUGGUGAUGGAAAGAUUUCGCCUUCGGAGCUGAGGCGCCGGCUAGGGUUGAUGGGAGGAGAGCUGCUGCAGAAUGAGGCGGAGGUGGCGGUGGAAAUGCUGGACUCGGACGGAGACGGGUUGCUGGGUUUGGAGGAUCUUGUGGGGUUAAUGGAAGGAGGGAAAGAGGAGGAGAAAUUGAAGGGUUUAAGGGAGGCUUUUGAGGUGUACGAUGUGGAGAGGUGUGGGUUUAUUACACCCAGCAGCUUGAAGAGAAUGCUGAGCAAGCUGGGUGAGUCCAAGUCCAUUGAUGAGUGCAAGGUGAUGAUCCAACGGUUUGAUUUGAAUGGGGAUGGUUUGAUCAGUUUUGAAGAGUUCAGAAUCAUGAUGCAGUGACAAUAUGCGAUUGCGGUUGCAGUGCUCGUGUAUAUAUAGAGUGUAUAUAUUUAUUGAUCCAUUUUUCGGAAAUCGGCCAAAUAGAUUAUUUUUUAUAUUUCAAUUGCUACAAUGAUCGAAAUCAAAUAUUGAUCGUCAUGUUGAUGAACAUUGCCGACAUAUUGAAAACUAAUCAUUUACGCAAUUGAGAUUAGAAAAAUAAUCGCUUUGGCCAAUUUUUUUUGUUUUUAUGGGUUUAAUUAGGUUGAGAUUUUCUCUAGCUGUCCAUUCAUCUUAUUCUUAGUGAUUUUUCAUGCGAUA